Messenger RNA from Arabidopsis thaliana (thale cress), 901 nucleotides. RefSeq names its product myelin transcription factor-like protein. The record is from RefSeq and is marked reviewed. The coding region runs from base 139 to 645 and encodes 168 amino acids. NCBI's taxonomy places the organism in Eukaryota, Viridiplantae, Streptophyta, Magnoliopsida, Brassicales, Brassicaceae. The transcript has a single exon.
GUCAUUUGCAUACAACUUCCAUCUUCUGGAACCAAUGGAUCCCUGUUACAAAAGUUGCUCUUAAAACAUAAACAAAAACAAAAGAAAAGAAAACAUUUUUAUAUUUGUCGUCAAUAAUAAUGGCCACUUUCUGCUUACAUGUAUAUGAAUGUAUAUAUUACUAUAAUACGUAGCUGCUCGUGUUUCUUGUCUAAGUUCUCUGUUAUAGUUAGGAGACAAAUAAAGAGAAUUAGAGAACAGAAGACCAGAAAAAUAAAGAUGAACACAACCAACAACGUGUUUGAUGUGUCACCGUUCUUGCUUUUAGAAGCAUCUGCAGAUUCCGAAGCUGGCCACGACAGCGUUGACGAUGAUAAAUGCGUUAAGGAUUACGAUCUUGGUCAUGAGUCUUCUAGUGCCAGUUCUUGCGAGACGUCUUGCGUGAGUCAGAGAACGAGUUUGUUAGGUUUUGACCUGCAGGACGAUACGGUGAAUCAUGAAGAAAGAGACGCCGGAGAUGAAGAAGACGAAGACGGAGAAGGAGAAGUGAAUAGCUACAUAAGAUGUGGGAGAAGCCAACGUGAAAAUCUGGCUGUGGAUUCUGCUGCGGUGGUGAGUGAGAUGGAUCAAAAUCGAAUGUUCUGGGAAGCUUGUCUCGCAUCUUGAUCUGUCUUUAUUAAUUAAUGUCAUCUCAUCAUCAACAGAGAAAACAAAAUAGUAUAUAUCUAGCUUAGCGUAGUGUUCUUGUCUGUGUUUCCCCUUUGGCUUUUAAUGCACAACUAAUCGAUAUGAUAUCUACCCAUUAACCUUAAUUAGUCCCCUUUAGCGUAGUGUAAAUUUGUUUUGAUUCGUCAAGAGAAAAAAAGUGGUCUAAGGGACUGACUAGUUGGAGAAGAAUCCGUAUAAAAUCUGUUAAAAGGAG